Messenger RNA from Symbiodinium sp. CCMP2592, 9489 nucleotides. Lineage: Eukaryota; Dinophyceae; Suessiales; Symbiodiniaceae. The record is from the annotation of a GenBank genome assembly.
AUGGCGUCACAAGCACCUACGAACGACGAGAACCCGAACAGGCUUGACGAGCCAGAUACCCGUCAACAGGUUAUGAGUAGCCCAAGUGCUGCCGGCGUGGGAACUCCGGCGAGGGUCGUGGUAGAGACGACUGUGAAUGGUACCUUCCCUGACGGAAGGGGCCAUCAGAACAUGGAUGGUGAAACCGUUGAUCCAUCUGCGGCAGCAGCGAGACAGAGUGGACCUGAGUCGUUUUUGAUUUACCGAAGACGGGAAGAAGUGGAUCGUGGAGCGGUUCCGGCGGGUGUCCUGCCGGCGGCUGUGGCUUCCGAGCCCACGGCUCCUGUUACGGAUGGAAGAUCAAUUGACAACAGGGCCCACCUACGAGUGCAAGGAGGUGCUGGUCCGGCUCUCCUAGAUGGGAUGAGGAGAGUGGUUCAGUCACUACCGGCUGUUGUGGAUGGGUUUGUAGGCGGGGCAAUGCCUGCCCCACCACGGGCGGCGUCGCCAUCUGCAGGUGAUGGAGUGGAGUAUGCGUCUGUGAGAUCUUCUGUGACUGUAGAUGGAGGGAAGCCUUUGCGUAGUGAUCCUCAGAAUCCUGGUGACCCGCUCUUUGAUGACGAGGCAUUACAGAGACUGAGGAACCUAGAGGAGGCAGCCCCGCACCUGUAUGCUCCUGCGAGUGAGCCAGUGCCUCCGGGCACGGCGGCUUCUACAGCUUCAAGUGACAUACAAGCAGAAGUGAGACGACAGUUGGUUGAGGUCAUGACAGCGCAUGACGCAGAGACGAGAAGAUUGCGUGAACACCUGGAGGCCUUGACAGCUGAGAAUGUGGAGUUGCGGCAGAGAGUGGAAUUCCUGGAUUUGGGUGGUUUGGUAGAAGUAUUGGUUCUCUUCUGGGUGGCAUACGUUGAGGGCCCGAGACAGCAUCAGGCCUUGAACUCCAUCAAUGCCUCCCGACUUACAGGACCUUCGCCUCCCCAGGUGGCGAGUAGACCUCAGGUUCUUCUCCCGGUGGUUGAUGAUGAUGAUCAGGUACAGAGUCAGCAGCUCGAUGCUGCAGCGGGACCUGAGGCCACAGGUUCUGGUGAUGCGGGAUCUGUCGAUCCUCUGAGCGUGGUCCUCACAGGGAUGGCACAGCUACAGGGCUUAGUCUCAGAACUUGCCAAUACCCCUAAGGCCACCGAUAAGGAACGCCCCGAGGUAAUAAAACCGGGUGUGACGACCUUGCCUGAGCUACCUCACCCAGGACCGGAGUCUUGCCUUCAGUUCGCAGACUGGAUUCACGGCUCUAGACCGCCCUUGAGUGACAUAAGUGACACGAGCGAAGAGCUUUGGGAGUGUACGCUUCAGGAGGCUGGAGUAUGGUAUAGAGGCAUUAAAGAUGAAGUGAGCGCGUCGCGAGUAAGUGGGCUCCUUCCUCUCAUGCGCAAGUUGUACACCAUCUAUGCUCCGGGCAGUCUUAGUGAGCGUGAAAUCGGACUCAAGAGUAUCUCCGAUCCCCCGGCUGGGGUCCACAUUUCUGAUACCGUGGAAGGCUUGAGGAAGUGGAAGCGCUGGACGGCUCGCAUGACAGAACUCGGCGGUCCUAAGGAUGGGUCCCGGGAAGGUCCGAAGGAUGGGAACGUGGCGCCCCCACCGAAGAUUAAGGGUGUAGAGGCCACAGUGUACGUUCUUCUUGAGCACGGCAGGCUGCAAGAAGGGACCAGCGUCACCGAGCAGUACAAACCCAACCGCCAAUGGGCGUACAUCAAGACAGGUGAGCGUUCAGAUGCGCUGAGGGCAGUGUUCGCCCAGCCGUAUUUGAAGGAGUUGCCAGAUGAGAUGAACGUGCCCGUCGCCGAACUCUCCUUGCCUCUACCAGAUGGAUCGUGUAAGGGUUGGGAUCUUCGUAAGGCAAUGGGAGCUUGGUCAGUCCUCCUCUGGGCUGCGGCUUCAGGCAGAGUUGCUGGGGUGUUGUCUGCCCCACCAAAGGAUGCGUUCCAAGUGGGCUCUCCUCUAGCGGUACAGGACAUGUUCCUGUGGACCUUGGCCUCGGUUGCAAAGGGUAGAGGUGUGCCAUACUUUCGCAGUUCCAAUUUGCCGUUUGGUGAUGAGGGCCUCAAGAGAGCCUGGAAGACCUGGUCGAUGAUGAAUGAUUUCUCUCCCUGUGCGGUGGACCCUGAAUGGAUCCAUGUGGUCCCUGCCACUGUGAUUACCAAUCUUGAGUUGCAGCACCUUGCAAGGCAGCCCAUAGAGCAUAUGAGCAAUGGGGCCAAUCUCUUGAGCAGCAAAGUUCUUCUGACAGUGAUGAAAGGUGGGUUCGAUCCGGCUGAUGAGCUUGAAGCAUGGCGCGCCCACAUAGCGAACGGGCACCUCCCGUAUCGGAGAGAUUGCCGGCAAUGCGUGGAGGGCGCCGCGCCCGGCAUCCAGCACAGGCGGGUCAAGUAUCCGCAGGCGUUCGCCCUGUCAGUAGACCUAUUCGGUCCGCUUCCCAAGCAUGAGUCGGGCAAGGAUGAGCAAUCAGUGUCCGGCAACCCACAUGUAAAAUACGGCCUAGUCGGUGCGUUUAGAGUUCCUAAGGCCCUCCUUCCAGAUAAGGGAAAGGUGUGUAAACCCAAGGGGAAUAAGGAUUCGCAGUUUGAACAAGUGGAUGAGUUGUUGGACUACGUGCCUUCGGGAUGUGAAGAAGCUGAGGAGAAGGCUGUGGAGGUAGACAAUGGACCAUUUCCAAGUGAGUUGAAGCUGAUUCCAGGCUCUACGGUGAUUCCCGAGGAGGACUCUUUGUCCCUGUUUGAUGAACUGGAUCGCAUUCCCCUAGAGGAUCCAGAACACCUUUCUCCAGAUUCCAAGGAGGAAGAAACCCCAAUGAGUCGUGAUGACUUGGAGGUUAUGGUGGAGGAGCUGAAGAAACCGGUCGACAUGGUGGUUUUGAGAUAUUUCGUUGGGUUGCGGUCCAAGACUGGUGUAGAUGUAGCGGAGGGACUUCAGAAGAUGAUCCUAGGAAUAAACCGCAAGUUUCCGGUUCGUAUAGUGCAUUGCGACUUGGGUACCGAAUUUAUUUCAACGAAACUUGCAAGAUGGCUCAGUGAACACUCUGUGCGUGUUCAGAAUAGCCUUCCCACAGACAAGCAAGCCAAUGGUCUGGCCGAGCGCACCGUUGGUUGGCUAAAGAGUAGAAUGAAGACGCUGAUAGCCGGAGCCGCUGUGGAUAUACGGUUUUGGCCUCUAGCGGCACGCUGGGCGACUGAGGCCCAUAACCGCACCGUGUUCAAUGAGCCUCCCUUACCACACUUCGGUCAGGAAGUGCUGCAUAAGCUGAAGCGACCCUCUGGAGCACUCAAGGACCUCUCUACCAGAUGGGUUAUGACUAGGUAUAUGGCACCGCAUCUAACUGUCCCGGAGGGCCACGUGUUGCUUACGGGUGACAACCUUUUGGUUUCAUCGAAGGGCUUCCGGAAGGACGUGAUUGAUUCGACAGCCUUGGAAGAAGCCAGAGCUGAGCCAUUGCAGGAGGAGGAGAAUGAGGAUCUGGAAGUUGAGCCUACUGAGGGACCCCAUGUUGGGAUUCCGGAUAAAAGGUUGAGGUUUAAGACCUCUGUGAAGUUCGUUGAAGCAGAUGUUGCCAAGGAUCCGGAGCACAUUUCCUUUGAAGCCAUCGCUCAGGAUUGUUUCAGCAAUAAGGCUUGUGCUGAGGUUGUCGAUAGCCUAUGUGGGAAUCUUCACCCAGUUUCGGACAGACGGGGAGAAUUUUCUGGGAGGUUAGUCUUGGGUGCUUAUUGCCAUGGCGGAAAUAGAGGGAUCACCAAGGUCUCGCAGCAGUAUCCGCUAACGGUAAAGUACCUGAAUAGCUCUUCUUCUGACAGCAGUGAUGAUAGUGACGAGGAAGAGGAGGAGGAAGAAGAUGUAGUGCAUGAUGCGAUGGACGAAGAUCUUCAGGAAGACAGCUAUACGCCGUUCAUAGGUGUUGAGUGCCCCGCCGACCUGUAUUAUCUCUACGUUGAAGACUUGGUGGAGAUAGGGAUACCUGUCGAAGAGGCAAAAAUGGCUAUGAGGGGCGAAGUUCGCCUUCUGGAUAGAAAGCACCGCCAGAUUCCCUGGUCACUGCAGAACCGUACCCUGUUCGAGAAGUCACCAGCGGACGUCAACCGUGAAGCGUCAGUGGCUAAGGUUGAUGAAGGGAUGUACACGAAGGAUGUAGAGCGUAUCCUUGAGUCAUUGACUACAGCACUUCGUGUAGUGCACAAUGUGUCGCCGAGUGAGGUGAGACAGCAUUUGUCGCGCUGGAAGGAAGCUGCCCAAACUGAAGUCACAGCUUUGGUGACGAUGAAGGCCAUCAGAAGGUUGAAAGGCGAGGAGGCUGCUAGGGAGCUCAAGUUGCCGGGCACACAGGUCAUUCCUGCCAAGACGGUUUUCACAGCGAAGCCAGGAUCUGCGGCGUCUCUGUAUCGCAGGAAAUGCAGAGUAGUGGGUUGUGGGAAUUAUGAAACUCGUGAGGCCGGUAUCGAUGUCUAUGCAGGUGGUGUCCCGGCGGACGUGUUACGGGGUACACUCAUAGAAUCCGGUUCUAGGAAGUAUGGUGCAUAUGUUACGGAUGUGCGUAACGCAUUCCUGCUUGCCCCAAUCCCGUCUCAUGAGAAGGUCCGUAUCCUUCUUAAGCCCCCGAAGGUUCUCUAUGAUAUGGGCAUAGUGGACCUUGAUGAGUACUGGGCAAUAGACAGGGCUAUGUACGGACUCAGACAGAGCCCCCGUUGGUGGGGUAACUACCGUGAUGGUGUUUUGAAGAAGGCAGUGUGGAAUUGCCAUGAUGUGAAGAUGCAUUUAAGGCAGUGCGACCUUGAGUCAAAUUUGUGGUUUAUAGAAACAGAGUCUGGUGAAGUCUGUGGUUUCAUGCUUGUCUACGUGGACGACAUUUUGAUACUUUCCACAAAGGAACAGGCCACAGCUCUCCAUUCUCAUAUCACUGCCCAGUGGGUGUGCACGCCUUUGCAGGAAGCGACUGAGCAUGACCCGAUCACCUUCCUGGGUGUGGACAUACAUGCUGCAAAGGAUAAUUCAGGUUCAACGGGCUUUGAGCUGGGACAGGUUGGUUACAUUGAGGAGCUUCUUCGAUCUUAUGGUCUUAACUCUUCGAGAAGGUUGAGUCCUCUUCCAAAGGACUGGAUUAAGGAGCAGCCUGACCAGGAGGAGUAUGGACCGGAGGCUCUCAAGAAGGCGCAGAAGAUUACCGGAGAACUCUUGUGGAUCACUCAACGCACAAGAGUGGAUCUGGGAUACGCUGUCAGUUUGAUGCGAAUUGUAGUCUAUACCGAUGCCUCUUUUGCACCUUAUGGAGGUGACGUGCAGUUGGCAGACGGUUUGACUAAGAUUUUACCCGGUGAGGCUGAGGUCACGCAUCCCGCACAGGCUGCCAAUGAGGUGCCAGGUGAGGCUGAGGUUACUUAUGCUGCACAGGAGCUAUGGAUAUGUCCGAUGAAGAUGAACCGUUGUUCUUUGGGCUAUACGAUGAUCACGUUAGCCCAGUUUGUCACCUUGGACUCCAUCGCGGCUGUCUACUUUCCCUUGGUGAGGGUCCAGCCCUGGCUCAUGCUGUACUUCGCCUUCUUGAUCGCCAUCGUCUCCAUCUCCGUCAUGAAUCUGGUUACCGCUGCUUUGGUAGAAGGCACCUUAGAGAAUGCUCGCAUGCUGCGACAGGAGGAGGAGAGGAUGCGGAGCGCCAACACCCAGCAGAUGCUCCCGGAGAUCUUGGAGCUCUUCGACCGAGCGGACGAGGACGGAAGUGGCGAGCUUGCCAUCGACGAGAUGCGACGAUUUGAGGAAGCCGGGCACGUUCCAGAACAAAUCCUGGAUCGUGCUUCCGUGAGCAGCAUGACCGAGCUCUUCAAUGUCUUGGAUGUGGACAAGUCCGGCGUCGUGACUCGUGAGGAGUUCGCAGAAGGGCUCCUGGACAUCUUGCUCCGAGACGUGUCUGUCUCCGCCCUGCAGCAGAUGAAGAGUCUCGGGAAGUAUCUUGAACUGGACAGUGGCAGCAGCCCUGUCCAGUUGCUGAUCUACGACUGGGCCUCUGCAGAGCUGGGUUCUACGAUAGCGGCCAUCUUGAUCCAGGAGGUCCUCGGCUACCAUGCGAGGCUAGACUCCGAACGGACGGUGACCGUCUUCGAGGGACUUCUGGCCCUGGCUGGAUGUACAGAUUUCGACUGCACGUCAACCGUGGAGCGGAAGCAUGUGGCGGUAGAGAGCUGGCUUAGCGAAGUGAUCACUCUCUAUCCACUUUUUCGAGAUGCGCACCCUGCAAUUUGCCCGGAGGACAUGGGUACCAUGGGCUACUUCGGGAACCACAACCUCUUCGUGAAGGCCCACGUCAGAGACGAGGCUUAUCACGACGUCGGACUAGCACUGGAAUUCUACAGGAGCUACAACACGAGCCACCAUGAUCCCAAGAAGUACUUCGACUCUUUUACAGAUAUCCCACAGUCGGAGUUUUUCCCGUGUGACACCCCAGGGAACGAAUUUGUGAAUACCGUGCGGAUGGAUCUCUAUGUGCAGUACACUGGGGAUGAGGCCGGGGUAACACUGACGCCCGACGGCUAUGUCGCUUACUGCCCAGAUGGUUAUUUUUGGCUUUCGCCUGCCUGUCGCCACGACCCGUCCGGCUGCAUUCCCAUCAUUGCGGCAGGCAAUGGUUGGAUUAUAGAUGCUCAGAUGCAGUGGGCCACUGCGUAUGGAUUCCCUGCCGCGAUCGGCAUUGCCGCAACCUGGGACUUGUACGUGCAUCAGGUGGCUACUUACAAGACGCUUUUCUAUUGGUGGGAGCCCGAUGCGACGCAUAUACAGCUGAAUCCGACGGGGAUGGUCUUCCCACGUCACAUCGCCAGUGAGUGGGAAGCCGGGAAUCUGAGAACCGCAGGCGAAGACAGCUACAUCGGCAAGUUGGUCAGCCUGCAAUUGCGCACGGCAGCGCCCCAGGUGCGUGCCUUCCUGGACAAGAUGGAGAUGGAGUUAGCCCAGGUCUCUGAGCUCCUCCUGAGCGUCGCGAGCGGAGCUAGCUUCCAGAACGCCUCCUGUGAGUGGCUGCUUGCGAACCGGAGGAAGUGGGAGCACUGGAUUCCCGUCAACACCAACUGCCUUCCCGGCUUCGGCUUCGCCAAUGCAGAGGGCAUAGCAGUGAGCACUCGAGAGGAAGCAACAGGUUGCAGCCUCUGCCCCUCUGGAACUUUCAGUUCCGCCGUCCUGGACGACGUCGGUCAGAGCUACCGGUGUGAGUCCUGUGCUCCAGGCACGGCGCAGAGCCUCCAGGGGGAAACCUCCUGCAGCGCAUGUGAUGCGGGCACGGUGGCGUCUUUACAUGGUCAGGUGGAGUGCAAUCCCUGUGAUCUCGGCAGCUACACGAAUGAAACUGGAAAGACAGUAUGCAUUCCUUGUGCGGAUGGCAGUGAAGUUUGGACGACGAGCCGUGCCGUCAUUGACCGCGGGGAGGAGAAGUGGAUCCAGAUCACGGGUGCAUCCUCACCGAGCUUCUGUGUCUGUGUAGAGGGCUACUUCUUGCACAAUGGCCAGUGCCAGAAAUGCAUGGAAGGUUCGAGUUGCCCCGGCUCCGGGCAGCUAACAGUUCUUCCGGGCUAUUUCUCCGCCCUAGACAGCCCAGGUGAAGUCUACGAGUGCUUCGGGAACAAGCUCCGCUGUCCCGGGGGUGAACCGGGGACUUGUGCUCCUGGCCGUGACACGGACAGUGUGAGUUGCUACGAUUGCCUUCCCGGGCUUCGAGCAGUUGACGCUGGCUACUGCUGGGACUGUGCUGGAGGCGACUAUGCACUGCUGUUGUUCGUCGUGCUCAUCUCCGUAAGUGCCAUCGUCGGCCUGUACUACUUCCUUAUGCGCGAGGGCGAGCGGAAUACGCAGCCGGGGCAUUUGCUCGUUAUCGCUCUGGGGCUUAGUCAGUUGGUGACCGUCAUCCAGAAGCUGACAGUCAUCCAGAAGUUCCGGAUCAGCUGGAGAGAGCCGGUGGUUAGUAUCCUGAACCUCUUCGAGCUGAUGUCCCUGAAUCUGGACAUGCUUUCCAUCAGCUGCGUCACGAGCAUGGGACCCGUCUUCAAAUACGCAGUGAGGAGCCUAAUUUCUCCGAUCUUCGUCUGCGUAGUUGUGGUCCUGCAUGGUUUCAACCUUCUGAUCAAGGGAAAGCUGACGAAGGGUGGUGACCUGGAAAUCAGUCAGCUUCUUCGGACGAUCGGCUCACUCUUCUUGAUCUUCUACAUCUCGGUGUUCACCGCCAUCCUGGCCCCCUUCCAGUGCAACUACCAUCCCAACGGGAGGUCCACGGUCCAAGAGUACCAUACCGUUUUCUGCGAUGGGCAGGACGAGCAUCUGCACAUGAGCAUUAUCGGCGGAUUUGCAACUCUCAUGCCGAUCUCCUUCCUGGUGAUCUGCACGUGGGUGACGCUGGUGGAGCUGCCCCGACGACUCCAGGAAGCCGAUGUGCGCUUCGUGCGAGCCUGCUCCUUCCUGUACAUCCGCUUCCGGCCUGGUGCGGAAAUCUUCUCUGUGCUGUAUUUGACUCGCAACGCCUUGAUCGUGCUUUGCCCGCUGAUCCCCUCCGUCUCCACCAAGCUGGUCUGCAUGAACAUCCUACUGUAUGCGAGCCUGACCAUAACAUCCUUCUGCAAGCCGUGGCGAGUGAUGGCAGGCAACAUGCUCGACACGCUGCUACAGAUUUGCAUCAUCGUGGUUCUAGACAUGGCGUCAGUCUUCGUUGGAGCGGAGGUGGACGCCGACACGUCGAUUGCCAUCUGCGUCUUCUUCCUGGUGCUCAUGUUCCUGGCGAUCCUCGCUGCGGUUCUCUACGGGGCCGUGAUGCACAUGCGCUUGAAGCAGCAGAAGCCUUUCAGGUUCUUCCUGUGCCAUCAAAAGCUGGCUGCAGGAGGCGUCGCUCGGCUCCUCAAGAUGCGCCUGCAGAAGCGCAGCAGUCGCAACAGCACUUUCGUCGACUCGGACGAUCUAAAUGACCUCACAAGGCUCUUCAGCUACGUGGGCCAGGACACUGAGACCUUCGUGGUACUGUGCAGCCCAGAUGUGCUGUUGCGCAAGUGGUGCAUCGGCGAAAUCUGCACUGCGCGAGCCCACGAUGUUCACACAGUCCUUGUCAAGUGGCCGGAGUAUGUGGAUCCGGACGAGUUCUUCAUCAGCAACAUGGAGAGCAUCAUCCCAGGGGUCAAAGACCUGGCAAACUACAACAUCUCCAUGGACGACGUCCGGGAGAGUCUUCGGUUUAUUCAGACGGCGGAUUCCAUGAUCUUGCCCGCCAGCCUCUGCCAGGACUCCAUCAAAGACGUCUGCGAUCUCUUGGUGCGGUCGAAGGUUUCAAAACCUGAUCAACAUGCGCUGCGGGUGAGGAGCUCUGUCGCGACCACUAGCACGAAAUUCAGCUCCGAGACAGAGCGCGAACCCAUCUCGCCGGACUGUCCAAUCCUUGCUGAGCCAGGAAACAUCGAGGCCGAAGCCGCGGCGUUCAUCCUCAUGGACCUUCUCAUCCCGCGU